This is a messenger RNA of Vigna unguiculata (cowpea), 1067 nucleotides long. RefSeq names its product RING/U-box superfamily protein. The record is from RefSeq and is a predicted model, not a curated record. NCBI's taxonomy places the organism in Eukaryota, Viridiplantae, Streptophyta, Magnoliopsida, Fabales, Fabaceae. Gene Ontology annotation, molecular function: transferase activity. Gene Ontology annotation, biological process: protein ubiquitination.
UUAAACAUUUUGGUAUAUAUCUUCCUUACCCUAUUCACCAAUUCCAAUACACAUUUAUUUUUUCCAUCAACAUAUCACAACCAGUGCAUGCUCAACAUUUUCAACCCUCUCAGUCUACUCUUAUUCAACAAACUUUCUAUUAAUAUGUUCCACACUUUUGUAUCUGUGUUGAAUAUGUGACAGUGGCAGAAGGUUUGAGUGUUAGGGAAGAAGAGAGUGUGUGAUGAAUGUUGAAUCUACACGCCUCAUCACGGAUAAGUCCUUAAGAAUAGUGAAUCUACACUUUUUUUUGUGAUUUCGUCAGUUUUUACAAAUUGGUGAUGGAUGUGCCACAAACUCCAACCCCCUCUCCACAUUUGUAUCCACAAGAACUUCAACUUAAACUUUACCAAGCCUUCAUCUUCUCCAUUCCCAUACUCUUUUCCAUCAUUCUUGUUCUCUUGUUUUACUUGUUCUACCUCAAAAGGAGAGCUUCCUCUCUCUCAUCACCACCCCUUCACAUACUUACCAACAGUUCCAAUCCUCAAACAACAUAUCCUUACCCUUCACAACCUUGCCGAUUAGAUCUGACUGUGCAAUUUCUUGACAAACUUCCAAGAGUUUUAUUUGAUGAGGAUUUUGGAACAAGAGAUUCUGUAUGUUGUGUUUGCCUUGGAGAAUUUGAGGUGAAGGAAGAGCUGCUACAAAUUCCUUAUUGCAAGCAUGUGUUUCACAUAAGCUGCAUAUGCAACUGGUUGCAAUCAAACUCCACGUGUCCACUUUGUAGAUGCUGCAUCACACCCUCCACUAAGUUCCUUAAUACACCCUCACCUAUUGUAUCAGACUCACCACAGCAGGGUGCAAUUUCAGGCUCUUCAUCACACAUCAUAUCAAUGCCUCAGCAACAAGAAGAUGAAGUUGGUAAUUCCACAAACACUACCAUUUCCCAAGGAAAUAAUGGUGUAUUACUUAGAUGAUCAUAUUUUUGAAUUCAAAGAAGAGAUUCAACUUGCCCUCAUGAUGAGUUAAGAGUUCUGUAAAUUCAAAAUCAAUAAUUUAUGAAAUAAACUCUAGCAGCUUCUUUUUAA